AACAAGAAUAAAACGUCUGCUUGGUUUUGUCUUUGCGCUCCCGGGAUCGUAGCGGGUCUUUUAGAGAAGAGAGAAAAAUGAAGAGAAACCACGGCGGCCCCACCGGCUACUUCUGGAGACCCCUGAAAUCAGCAGCUGGAACUGCCAAUUUGGAGAGCCCUCCGGCCUGGUCAUCUAAGACCCGGGGUAACAGGUCCCCCCGAGCUGGGGGAGGGUCCGGGCUUUUCCCCCCCGCCGGGUCGGGCCCUUCAGCCAAGAGUGGCGCUGGCCAGGCUCCAGACGCGGGAAGGUGCCAAGUCCCGCUCACUUCGCAUCGGGGAUGCGCGCGGACGGCCCGGGCGCGCUCUGUCCGCCCCUCUCGGCAGUAGGGCGCGGUGUGGCGCGCGCGGUCCCCGGGGACAAGCCCGAGGCCGCCAGGCUCGGCGGAGAGGCCAGAGCCCCGCGGGCGGCCGCCGGCCGGUGUGCGUCUCGCCGCCCCACGCAGUUGUGCUGCGCUGCGGGGAGCCGGGCCGGGGACCCUGAGCGCGCACGGCGCCGGAUGCCGUGCGCCAAGCUGCCUCUUCGCUCGCGGCGCUCGGGGUCGGCGGGCAGAGCUCCUCGGACCACCCCGGCGCCGAGCAGCCCCCGCGGGCCCCCGCGGCUCCUGCCGGACGGGAGACGCCCCCCGGCCCCCGCCCCCGCGUGGCCCGGCUGCGCUGGCGGGAGCGGCUGGAGGAGGAGGAGGAGGCGGCGCCGCCGGGACUGCCUCCUCCCCGCCCCUCGCGUCUCCUCCCCGCGCCACCGGGAAGGACGAGGGGACUGGGCACGGGGACCCCGGCCAGUGAGCGCCCGUGCCCCGGGGCCGCCCUUUGCGCGCGCUCUCUCGCCUCGAGCCUGGGGCCGGUGUCGGCUCACAUGGUGUUGGCCGCAGCCAUGAGCCAGGACGCGGAUCCCAGCGGCCCCGAGCAACCGGACAGAGAUGCCCGCAGCGUGCCGGCUGCUCCGGCGCCCCCCGCGCCCCCCGCGCCCCCCGCGCCCCCAGGCCCGAGAGGGAUGCAGCCGCCGCCGCCGCCGCCCCCAGCCGGCCUACCGCAGAUCAUCCAAAAUGCCGCCAAGCUCCUGGACAAGAACCCGUUCUCGGUCAGUAACGCGAACCCUCUGCUUCCUUCGCCUGCCAGCCUCCAGCUGGCUCAGCUGCAAGCCCAGCUCACCCUCCACCGGCUGAAGUUGGCGCAGACAGCUGUCACCAACAACACCGCGGCCGCCUCAGUCCUGAACCAAGUCCUCUCCAAAGUGGCCAUGUCCCAGCCUCUCUUCAACCAGCUGAGGCAUCCGUCUGUGAUCAGCGCCCCCCACAGCCAAACUGGGGUGCCCCAACAUGCUGCAACCAUAUCCAGUGCCCGGUUUCCCUCUAAUGCAAUUGCCUUCUCACCCCCCGGCCAGACACGAGGCCCAGGACCCUCCGUGAGCCUUCCCAGCCAGCCCCCCAACGCCGUGGUGAUGCAUCCUUUCAGUGGGGUCAUGCCUCAGACCCCUGCCCAGCCAGCAGUCAUCUUGGGCAUUGGCAAGACUGCACCUGCUCCCACUGCAGCAGGAUUCUACGAGUAUGGCAAGGCCAACUCCAGCCAGGCGUACGGCUCUGAAACAGACGGCCAGCCCAGCUUCCUGCCAGUCGUGGCCUCUACCACGGGCAGUGUGACCUAUGAAGGGCCCUACAGCCACUCAGGGCAAGAUGGCCAACCUGCCUUUUCCAAGGACUUCUACGGACCCGACUCCCAAGGGUCGCAUGUGGCAGGUGGAUUCGCGGCUGAGCAGGCCGGGGGCAUGAAAGGCGAGGUAGGUCCGCUGCUGCAGGGUCCAAAUAGCCAGUGGGAGAGCCCCCACGGGUUCUCUGGCCAAAGCAAGCCCGAUCUUACGGCAGGCCCUAACCUGUGGCCUCCACCCCGCAGCCAGCCCUAUGAGCUGUAUGACCCCGAGGAGCCCACCCCAGACAGGACCCCUCCUUCCUUUGGGGGUCGGCUUAACAACAGCAAGCAGGGUUUCAGCGGUGCCCGGCGGCGGGCCAAGGAGGAGCAGGCUCUGCUGUCCGUGCGGCCCCUGCAGGCUCACGAGCUGAAUGACUUUCACGGUGUGGCCCCCCUGCACCUGCCACACAUCUGUAGCAUCUGCGACAAGAAGGCGUUUGAUUUGAAGGACUGGGAGCUGCAUGUGAAAGGGAAACUACAUGCUCAGAAAUGCCUGGUCUUCUCUGAAAAUGCUGGUAUCCGGUGUGUACUCGGUUCGGCAGAGGGAACGCUGUGUUCCUCUCCAAAUAGCACAGCCGUUUAUAACCCUGCUGGGAACUCUGAAGAUUAUGCCUCAAAUCUUGGAUCAUCAUACGCGGCCAUUCCAGCAAGGUCAUUUGCUCAGUCAAAUCCCGCAUUUCCUUCGGCUUCCCCUGGGACAAAUUUUGCGCAGCGGAAAACGGGUGCUGGGCGCGUGGUGCACAUCUGCAAUCUCCCUGAAGGAAGCUGCACGGAGAAUGACGUCAUUAACCUGGGGCUGCCCUUUGGAAAGGUCACUAAUUACAUCCUCAUGAAGUCCACUAAUCAGGCCUUUUUAGAGAUGGCUUACACAGAAGCUGCCCAGGCCAUGGUCCAGUAUUACCAAGAAAAAUCUGCUGUGAUCAAUGGUGAGAAGUUGCUCAUUCGGAUGUCCAAGAGAUACAAGGAAUUACAGCUGAAGAAACCUGGGAAAACUGUGGCUGCCAUCAUCCAGGACAUGCAUUCCCAGAGGGAGAGGGACAUGUUCCGGGAAGCAGACAGAUAUGGCCCAGAAAGGCCACGGUCUCGCAGUCCGAUGAGCCGGUCACUAUCCCCGAGGUCCCACACUCCGAGCUUCACCUCCUGCAGCUCUUCCCACAGCCCUCUGGGCCCCACCCGGGCCGACUGGGGCAACAGCCGGGACUCGUGGGAGCACUCACCCUAUGCCAGGAGGGAGGAAGAGCGAGACCCGGGCCCCUGGAGGGAGAACGGGGAGGACAAGAGGGACAGGGCAGACACGUGGCCACACGAUCGCAAACACUACUCCUGGCAACUGGAAAAAGCCGAGUUAGAGGAGCGGCUCGAAGGAAGGAUGAGCCACCGAGAAAAGCACCUGAGGCCUGGGUCCCCCACCCUGCUCCACUCUGCAUCGGGCUACAAAAGCCGAGAAGACGGCUACUACCGGAAGGAGCCCAAAGGCAAAUCGGACAAGUAUGGAAAGCAACAGCAGGAUGCUCCUGGGAGGUCCAGGAGGAAAGAGGAGGCCAGACUGUGGGACAGCAGACACCCCCACCCCGAGGACUCAGGCAAGGAAGACGGGCUGGAGCCGAAGGUCACUAGCGUCCCUGAGAGCACCAAGUCUAAGCAGAGUGAGAAAAACAGAACCAAGAGACCCGACAGAGACCAAGGAGGAGCUGAUGACAGAAAAGAAAGGAUGGCGGGGAACGAGGCUGGAAAAGAAGAGCAGGAGGGCAUGGAAGAAAGCACCUCAUCAGCAACCAGGCAGGAGAAAGAAACAGAGUCCUCAGAUGCAGAAGACACAAGGGCAAAGAAGGAGCAAGAGUGGGAGAGUGGAAGUGAGGCCGAAGGGGAGAGCUGGUACCCCACCAACAUGGAGGAGCUUGUUACAGUGGACGAGGUUGGUGAGGAGGAAGAUUUUAUUAUGGAACCAGACAUCCCAGAACUGGAAGAAAUUGUGCCCAUUGAUCAGAAGGGCAAAAUCUGCCCAGAAAUAUGUCCCUGUGUGAUGACCACCUUAGACCUGGACGUAGCCAAGGAUUUCACCAACGAGGGAGUGAAGCCUGUAGGGAACGGGGCCACGGAAAUCAGCCUCAAGACACCCAAAGACCUGCCUUUUGCCCCCAUGAGCUGUCCCAGUGACAUGGACGUGGAAAUGCCUGGCCUAAAUCUGGACACUGAGCGGAAGCCAGCUGAACGUAAGACAGGCCACUCACUGGAGGGUUCAGAUUGCUACGAGGAGCAGGCAGAGGGAGGGGAGCGUUCCGAUGUGCGUCUGGCCCCUCCACUCCAGCAAAUGUCUUCCCCCGAGCCAGCAGAGGAGGGGGCCCGGCAGCCUAGCCCACCUCUCGAUGACUGCAAGGCCAGGGGGACCCCUGAAGACGGGGCUUGUGAAGGCAGCCCCCUGGAGGGGAAAGCCAGCCCUCGCACCGACACCAGCCUCCAAAACCAGGCUUGCCAAGGAGUGUCGACCCAGGACAACCCCAAGUACGUGGAAAUGAAAUCUCUGGACGUGAGGUCACCGGAAUACACCGAAGUGGAGCUGAAACAGCCCCUCUCUUUGCCUUCCUGGGAACCAGAGGAUGUGUUCAGUGAACUUAGCAUUCCUCUAGGGGUGGAGUUCGUGGUGCCCAGGACUGGGUUUUACUGCAAGCUGUGCGGGCUGUUCUACACGAGCGAGGAGAUGGCGAAGAUAAGCCACUGUCGCAGUGCUGUCCACUACAGGAACUUACAGGUCGGCCAGUCCGCCUGGCCUCUGGUCCCCCCUGCCUGUCACGCGCAGACAUGCCCCUGGGCGCUGAGGCUCUUCUGGAAAACAAGUGGAGUCAUUGUGAGCAUUCAAAGUACUUGUCCCAGCUGGCCGAGGAGGGCCUGAAGGAGACCGAGGGGGCCGGCAGCCCCAGGCCUGAGGAGGGCAGAGUCGUGCUGCACUUUGAGAGGAAGAAGCCUUGAUGCUGCUGGAACCGAGGUGGGGCCUUCCUGACCUCGGUGACGGAAGCUAAAGCCAGAGAGGAAGGAAAGCCAGGCCAGCGUGUUGCCUCGGCUCGUCCUCGGAGACUUGUGAAAAUGCCCUUCAAUUGUCUCCUCAGUGAAGCUGUCACCUGAUGUGUCCAGCAGCUGAGGGUCACCCUCUCUCCCCCCACCUCCCUGAUUCUUGUUUCCUUCAAUCUGCUUCUCUCUUCUUCCCCCUCCCUCCCUCUCUCUCACCUCCUGUGCCAAGGGUCAUUUAUUUUUCAUAAAAUCCAACUUCUCAGGGAUUUUCACGGUGUUCAAAUUCUUGAUGGGACAGGACAGGUCAGGCCAAGGAAGAGCUCUCACGGAAACUCCCGGGUCAAGACCCACUUUGGGGGGCCUGGAGCGUUUUCUGUGCCUGGCGUCCUGAGCCGGGGGAGUUGUCGGGUCGUGCAGGCCUGAAGGGGGUGCCCCCUAGACCAGCAGUUGGCAGAAGCUGGGAGUUCCUCCAGCGGGACCAUCUUUUUGAAAAGCCCCCGUUUCUAAUAACUCUUUCAACCUCUCAGUUCCUCUAGAAGUCCACCAGAUGCAUGCCUUAACAUAAAAGCAAUGACUUUCACCGAGGAGGAAACGAGCUCUUCAUUUUGGAAGCUCUAUUAAGUCCUCCCCGCCCCCCAAACUUAUUUCCAUCCUCAGGAUUUCAGGAGGUGCCAAGCUUUGUUCUGUUCUGGACAAUGAAUUUGGUAUAGAUUCACUUCAAUUAAAAAUGAAAACAGUAGUGUCUUCUCCCUUCCGCCAGAACAAUAGUUGGUACGGGCUUGGGUCGAAUGCUGGCUUCCCAGCCCCGUGUGGCACUGGCUCAAGAGACCCCAAAACAGGGCAAUGGCAUCUGUCCUCGACUCGCUCCUGGUGCCUGCGCUCUGGGCUCCAGCAGCCUCUCAGUGGGAUAGUUUUUAAACUGGUCUCUCAGUGGAGAGAGAAACUAAGGGAAGAGCAAGGCUGCAGGAGUGAGGAGCAGCAUUUGAGGAUUGCCAGGAAUUGGUAGGUGGGCAGGAGGUCGAGGGCAUUUCAGAGGACCCCUGUGUGCACACCUGGGUGUUGAAUGUCAUGAAGAACAGAACUCUUCUUCCUGUAGCGUUUUCUGAUACUGGAGGUGAGUGCCUUCAGGCCCCAGACUAGAGAGUCUGAUGUUCCCCUGGGAGCGUUUGGGACAGAGGUGCUGGGGGGACAUGAGGCUUGCUCACAGCCCCGAGGAAGACCUCAAGAAGGUCAGAGGGGAGCCUUGUGCUGUUUCCACAAGCUGAGCUACUUCCCUGGCUCAGCCCUGGGAAGAUGGUUCCUGUGUUUCUAUUCCUGACCGCAGAUAGAUAGACUAGGAAGGGAUUGUUUGUUUUAUAUUAUUUUUUGCAUUUUUUAUAGUAGAUCAGAUUUUUUUUGUGGUAGAUAUGUAUACUGCACAUUCUGCCCUCUGCACUAAUGGCAGAAGAAUAGAGAAAUUAUCUGAGUUCGACACUGACAUUUUAUCAGUGAAUCUGAGGCACAGAGAAGGAAGAAAUGUAGGACAUAAAAUGAUCUUGUGUAAACCUCGGGCACAUGGUUACUGGUGAGGAGAGAGUUGCAGGGAACCUGCGAAAGAGAACAGAGAAGGCCAGCACCGGAGGCCAACCAGCCAGCCUGGGCUCGCGCCGUCAGGGGCUGGAGGAAGCGGGAAGCCUGACCGCGGUGUGAGGCCAUCCGGGGGCCUCGGAAAGGUUGGUGUCUCAAAGAGAGUGGGCUCUGAAGAUGGCAGCUCAGCUCAAGCUGCCUCCACAGGUUUUUACCUGAUGUUCUGGAGACCGGCCUCCCCCAUUUCUGGGAAAACCUCUGGCCCUAUUUGUCAUUCUUCCCACUCAGGGGAUGUCCAGGGCCAGCUCUCUGGGCACCUUGCUGGGAAGAGCCUAUCACCUCCACCGGAGGCUGGAACUGAGCAUUUUCAGAGAGGCUGGCAGUCUUUUCUUCCCGCAAAGUGAAAGCCGACCCCACCAGCCCGCCCCCCCCUCCCCCCCCAGCACCGUUUCCAUGGAAAUCAGGAUGGCUGUUCAAACAGCCUCAUUCCCAAGUAAUGGGAUGGUUCCCUUGCUGAUAGACUGACCUUCUCCAUACUGGACAGCUGGUGAGAGCCCCUGGGAGGGAUCGAGCAGAGGCUCUCUGCAUCCAAUCAGAGCCUUCACUUUAAAAAUCAUCUAAGAUUCUGCAUCUGUGUAUAUAUUUGUAUUUAUUUGUAUUUAUUUUUAUACAAUCCCAUUGGCAUGGUCCUUCACCCACUCUAUAAUUUGCACUUUUUAUUCCUACAUGUGUCGUACACAAAGCAAUAUUACAGGCAACCAGGAAAAUACGGACUUAUUUUUUAAAGCUUUUCUUCAGUGUUUGUCAACGAUUUCAAAAUGUCUUCCCCAAGAGCUUGUUUAAGAGCAUCUGCUACCGUGAGCAACAGAUUCAUUUGUACCCUGGGUUAAGGUAACAAAAGGCCUAGGUAAUUUUCUUUUCAUCAUAAAACACCUAAAAUAAAGUAUAUACAGGCAGUAUUCCCAAAGAAUUUGGUAGAUUUGGUGUUGGUGUGAGGACAGCCAUUACUGUCCCUUCCUUGGACAGUCUGAGGCUGUGAUCUGUUAGAUUGUACUCGAACUGGACCAGAGUUUGCUUUUUGAGCUUAUGAGAAACAAACACUAGUUAAUUUAAGUUUGAACUUGUAAAGUAUUAGAAUUUGUUGAGUGUCUUAUAAAUCGUCAUCACUUUUCCUGAUCUGUAUAAUUGACCGCAAGUGUUUGUUUUUACAAAAGGAAAAAAAAAAAGGAUUUUUAAUAAAGAGAAUUUGAAAGCUU
Molecule: messenger RNA, 7552 nt
Organism: Mirounga angustirostris (Northern elephant seal)
Lineage: Eukaryota; Metazoa; Chordata; Mammalia; Carnivora; Phocidae
Gene: RBM20
Product: RNA binding motif protein 20
Exons: 15
Coding region: 895-4614 (1239 amino acids)
Biological process (GO): regulation of RNA splicing
Cellular component (GO): nucleus
Molecular function (GO): zinc ion binding; mRNA binding
Source: RefSeq, a predicted model, not a curated record